UCUUCUUCUUCUUCUUCUUCUUCUUCUUUUUUUUUUGUAGAGAAUCCUUUGUUGUUUGCGUUGGAAGCUGUGCUUAUCCCCCUUGGCUCCAUGGGAUUGAUUAUUAGCCUUAUCUGUGUGUACUGCUGGCUGGAACGGACGAUUCCCCGAAUUCCUACCCUCAAGAACCUAGAGGAUCUGGUUACCGAAUACCAUGGAAAUUUUUCGGCCUGGAGUGGAGUGUCCAAGGGCCUGACGGAGAGCUUGCAGCCAGACUACAGUGAAUGGCUUUGUCACGUCAGUGAGAUUCCCCCAAAAGGAGGGGCUCCAGGGGAGGGGCCUGGGGGCUCCCCCUGCAGCCAGCAUAGCCCCUACUGGGCUCCCCCAUGUUACACCCUGAAACCUGAAACCAGAGCCCUGAUACCCUGACUGAACCCCCAGAGUCCUGGAGUCCUAAGUUGUACUAACUUCCCCUCCUCUAACUAGCCUGGGUCCAAUGCUCACCUCGCCCCCCUGUGGCUGAUUCUGAAUUUUAUGCCCCCUAUAACUUCCCUCUGCCUCCACCCCCCCCCCCAAUUCAACAUCUCCUAUGGUCCAAUUGCCCCUUUUGCCCUGUACAUGCGUCUGGUCUUCCCUGCUCCAGCCCCUCCUCCUCCUCCUUGCAGGAUUCUUUCUCCCACAGGCCCUCCGUCCUUCCCUCCCUCUUUCCAUCUAACCUUCAAUUAUGCUCCAAGCAAUGAGAAAUAAAGCUUCUGUUGAUAAUCGUCAA
This is a messenger RNA of Lontra canadensis (Northern American river otter), 748 nucleotides long. RefSeq names its product cytokine receptor common subunit gamma-like. Lineage: Eukaryota; Metazoa; Chordata; Mammalia; Carnivora; Mustelidae. The record is from RefSeq and is a predicted model, not a curated record. The transcript has 3 exons. The annotation marks the transcript as partial.